AUGUCACGGAGAAUAUGCCCACCUUAUGGUUCAAUACCAACAAUAUUCACUGAUCAUUGGCGUCCAUCAAAUUGUUUACCCUACGGAAUUUUACGAUUCAGAAAUGAGGACCUUCUCAGCAGUCAAGUGGGUGAGAUAAUCAAUAACGCAGAAAAAUUUUCCGUAUCAAUUGAUGCAAAGAAUUUUGCGCCAAAUGAAAUAACAGUUAACACCGAAGGUAACGAACUUAAAAUUGGCGCAUUGCAUGUCGACAAUAAGGGCACGAAACAAUUCGAACGACGUUACGUGAUACCGGACAAUGUAAUGAUGGAAUGCAGUGAAACCAAAAUCAGUCCGGAUGGAGUACUCAUUGUUACAUUGUUUAAAAAGCAUUGA
Cercopithifilaria johnstoni is the source of this 375-nucleotide messenger RNA. NCBI's taxonomy places the organism in Eukaryota, Metazoa, Nematoda, Chromadorea, Rhabditida, Onchocercidae. The record is from the annotation of a GenBank genome assembly.